Messenger RNA from Ichthyophthirius multifiliis, 612 nucleotides. RefSeq names its product inositol -triphosphate type 3, putative. The record is from RefSeq and is a predicted model, not a curated record. Gene Ontology annotation, cellular component: membrane. Gene Ontology annotation, biological process: calcium ion transport; transmembrane transport. Lineage: Eukaryota; Ciliophora; Oligohymenophorea; Hymenostomatida. Gene Ontology annotation, molecular function: monoatomic ion channel activity. The transcript is spliced from 2 exons.
AUGACAUCUAUAUUAGGUGUAUGUGUGAUCUAUGUGUACUCUAUGAUAGCCUAUUUUACACCAUUAUAACAUUCUCUUAUAUAUAAUGAUAAUGAAGAGUUCUAAGUAUGCAAAAAUGCAAAAGAUUGCUUCCUUAUAUUUCUUGAUUUGGGGCUAAGAAAUGGAGGUGGUAUUGGUGAUGUAUUUUUUUAUCCUGGUAGGGGAUAGAAUUAAUAUAUAUAGAGGUUUUUAUUUGAUUUGUCAUUUUUUAUUAUUAUUAUUGUGGUUUUACUUAAAGUUGUAUUUGGAAUUAUUAUUGAUUCUUUUUCGGAAUUAAGAGAUAAAGAGAAAUUUAAUGAUUGGGAUUAAAAAAAUAGAUGCUUUAUAUGCAAUAUUUAAAAAGAUAUAUUUGAAAAUUAAAGUAUUAAAUUUAAUAAUCAUAUUUAGAAAUAACAUAAUAUGUGGAAUUAUUUAUAUUAUAUAAUUCAUCUUAAAUUUAAAAAAAAUCUAGAUUAUGAUGGAACUGAAACUUACGUAUAAGAAAAAAUAAAUGUAUAAGAUAUUAGCUGGAUACCUGUAGGUAAAUCAAUAAAAUAAAAUAAAAUUAAUUAAAAUAAAAAAAAUGUAAAAUGA